AUGGAUCCAUAUAAUGAUGGAUUGAUGCAUCCAAAUAUUCAUGGAACACCAUUGUUUAUGUUACAAUUACCAUCUGAUGCUUGGAAUAAGAUUGUUUCAUUAAGUAAAUCAGAUGCUCAUCUAACACGUGCUCAAUAUACACAAGAUGGAAAAACUCUUCAACAAUUACUUGAUAAUGAUCAUCAGAAUGUCGAUUAUCAAACAAUUGAUGUUGGUUAUUCUUAUAAAAGAUGUAAUCUUGUUUGUAAGUUUAUUAGAUUUAAUUGUUGA
Messenger RNA from Adineta ricciae, 270 nucleotides. Lineage: Eukaryota; Metazoa; Rotifera; Eurotatoria; Adinetida; Adinetidae. The record is from the annotation of a GenBank genome assembly.